AUGGCUUCUCAAGGCAUCCGCAUCGCCAUCGACCGUGGCGGCACUUUCACAGACGCCUGGGCAGAAGUCCCUGGCCGCCAAGAACAUAUUGUAUUCAAGAUCCUCUCUGUAUGCCCCGAUGAGUACGACGAUGCACCAACAGAAUGCAUCAGACAGAUUCUAGAAACUGCCCUAGACACCACAAUACCCAAGGGUUCACUACUAGAUCUUGAGCCUAUAGAGUCUAUUCGCAUGGGCACAACAGUCGCCACCAAUGCCCUCCUCGAAAGAAAGGGCGACCGGGUGGCUUUCCUCGCCACCAAGGGCUUUCGGGAUAUUCUCCUCAUUGGAAACCAGACAAGACCAGAUCUCUUUGACCUCUCAGUCAGACGCUUGGAACAGCUCUACGAGACUGUCGUGGAAGUCGAUGAGCGUGUAACUAUCGAGGGUGCCAGCGAAGCACCAUCAAUUGGUCCCAUUGAUGUCUCUUCAGACCCUGCGCUUGUUGUUGGUCAAACAGGAGAAGUCGUCAGGAUUAUGAAGAAACCAGACCUCGACGCUGUGCGGGUGGACCUUGAAGCCCUCAAGGCCCAAGGCUUUGAGAACCUCGCCAUCGGCUUCAUGCAUUCAUACACAUAUCCCGACCAUGAACUACAAGUCACAAAGCUCGCUGAGGAAAUGGGCUUCAAGGUCUCUGCCUCUUCAGUUCUUCAGUCCAUGGCCAAGUACGUGCCUCGAAGUCAAUCAGCCGUCGCAGACGCUUAUCUCACACCCAUGACCUUUGCCUAUCUGGACGGCUUCCGCAAGAACUUCAGGGGUCAAUUGGAAGACGAGAGCGCCAACAAGCUUCUCAUCUGCCAAUCGGAUGGUGGCCUGACAAGCUGGUCUAAGUUUACCGGCUUGAGGGGCGUUCUGAGUGGCCCUGCUGGAGGUGUCGUCGGUCUAUCCAGGACCUGUUACGAUGAUGCCGACGGGACGCCAGUAUUGGGCUUUGAUAUGGGCGGUACCAGUACCGAUGUGGCGAGAUACUCUGGAGCGCUGGAGCAUAUCUUUGAGAACACGCUGGCCGAGGUAACGAUCCAGACCCCUCAACUCGACAUCAACACUGUCGCUGCGGGCGGUGGCUCUAUUCUGGCUUGGGAAAAUGGUCUUCUCAGAGUCGGUCCCAGCAGUGCUGGAGCCAAUCCGGGCCCCGCUUGUUACGGCCGAGGUGGUCCUCUGACUGUCACAGACGCAAACUUCCUCCUUGGCCGAAUCAUCCCCGACUUCUUCCCCCGUCGCUUAGACCGUGAUAUCGUUAGGGAGAAGUUCACUACUUUGACAGAGACGGUCAACAAGGAGAAAGAUGGCGGCGAGCCUUUCACCCCAGAGACUUUGGCCCUCGGCUUUCUAGCCAUUGCCAAUGCGACUAUGACUCGACCGAUCCGAACACUGAGUGAAGGUCGUGGCUACGGUGCUUCUAGUCAUAACUUGGGUUCAUUUGGUGGUGCUGGUGGACAGCAUGCUGUUUUCAUCGCCCGUGAUCUCGGUAUCAAGAGAGCAAUCAUUCCCUGCUACUCUAGUAUCCUUUCCGCUUACGGAAUGGCCCUCGCAGAUGUCGUGGUCGAGAACCAAGAGCCUUCCGCCAUCACAUUCUCUGAGCAAGUCGUCCCCGAAAUCAAGUCUCGUCUUGAAUCCCUUUCUUCGAAGGGAGCCCAAGGUCUUGAGGCCCAGGGCUUCGACGCCAAGUCCACUCAGCACGAGUAUUUCCUGAACAUGCGCUACCAAGGAAGCGAUACUUCCCUCAUGAUUCCUGUAUCAGGGAACGUUGGUGAUGCAGGCGUUGCCUUUACGGCGAGACAUACUCAGGAGUUUGGCUUCUCCCAAUCCCGUAAUAUCCUCAUUGACGACGUUCGUGUCCGAAGCGUGGGCAAGUCUCGUGUUCUCAACAUCUCCAGCCCUUUUGAGGAGCUGAAGAAGUACCAAUCUGAUGGCUUGACUCCCGUCCCAACACCUAUCUUCCGCAGAAAGAUCUUCUUUGAGUCACACGGAUGGACUGAGACCCCUGUUUAUGAGCUCAAGUCAAUGAGUCCUGGUGUGCACAUCGCUGGUCCCGCGAUGAUCAUCGACAAGACUCAGACCAUUGUGGUAGACCACCUUAGCAAGGGUGUCAUCCUUCCCGAGCAUGUCAUCCUCGAAGUUGACAAGGCUGAGAAGCAAAAUGUCGCCACUGAGACUGUUGAUCCUGUUACGCUGAGUGUUUUCGGCCAUCGCUUCAUGACUGUCGCAGAGCAGAUGGGACAUACCAUGGAGAAGACGUCUAUCUCUGUCAACAUUAAGGAGAGAUUGGACUACUCUUGUGCUGUGUUUUCUGCCGACGGUGGUCUUGUAGCCAAUGCCCCCCACGUUCCCAGCCAUCUUGGUUCCAUGAGUACUGCCAUCGCAUACCAAGCCCGACGAUACAAGGCUGGCGAGCUCAAGCCCGGCGACGUAAUCAUCAGUAACCACCCUCAAGCUGGCGGUACCCAUCUUCCUGAUAUUACCACAAUCACCCCUGUGUUUGAUGACGAGGAGAAUCCAAAUGAGAUCAUCUUCUUCGUGGCCAAUCGCGGUCAUCACGCAGACAUUGGCGGUAUCGUUCCUGGAUCCAUGCCUCCAAACUCCACCGAGCUCUGGCAGGAAGGUGCUGCCAUUGAGUCUUUCAAGAUGAUCAACGAGGGUGUUUUCGAUGAGGCCGGUCUUAUCAAGCAUCUCUACGAUGAACCGGCUUCUUAUCCCGGGUGCAGCGGUACCCGUACCCUCACCGAGAACAUCGCCGAUCUCAAAGCCGCAGUGGCGUCCAACCAAAAGGGUAUCGAGUUGAUUCGAUCUCUCAUCAAGGAGUUUACCUGGCCUGUGGUUCAGCUGUAUAUGCAUGCCAUUCAGGACAACGCCGCCCAGUCUGUUCGAGAUCUUCUCAAGCAGUUUGCUGCCAAGUACGAGAACGGCGUGCUUGAAGCCACCGAGUAUAACGAUGAUGGUAUCCCUUUCAAGCUCAAGGUUACUAUUGAUAAGGAGACUGGUGAGGCUGUGUUCGACUUUACUGGAACUGGCCCUGAGCAUUCUGGUAACUUGAAUGCGCCCCCGACUUGCUCGUACUCUGUUAUCAUGUACUGCCUCCGCUCAAUGAUGGCAACAGACAUCCCCCUGAACCAAGGCUGCCUCAAGCCAAUCAAGGUCAUCUGUCCAGACAACACCAUCCUCUCGCCUUCACCCACCGCAGCAACAGUCGGCUGCACAACAGAAACCUCCCAGAAAGUUGCCGAUCUCGUCCUCCGCGCUUUCAACGCCGCAGCUGCUUCCCAGGGUACGAUGAACAACCUCAGCUUCGGCUGCGGCGGCACAGAUCCGGUCACGGGUGAAGUCACCAAGGGCUUCGGGUACUACGAGACCAUUUGUGGAGGCGCUGGAGCAGGACAGGGAUGGCAUGGCGCGAGUGCUGUGCAUACACACAUGACGAAUACACGAAUCACAGAUCCCGAGAUCUUGGAGAAGCGAUACCCCGUCAUUCUGCACGAGUUCUCCAUCCGGAAGGGAAGCGGAGGACAAGGCAAAUGGCGCGGCGGUAAUGGAUGUAUCAGGGAUAUGGAGUUCCGCAUGCCUCUCCAGGUCUCCGUCCUCACAGACCGAAGAGUCACAGCACCCUACGGUCUCGAAGGAGGCGAAGAGGGUCAGCGAGGACAGAAUAUCUGGGUUCGUAAGGAUCCAGUCACAGGAGCAACGAGGCAGGUCUCACUUGGACCGCGAAAGACGUCGCAUUUUGCGGCGGGUGAUCGUGUGAUUAUCCUGACGCCUGGUGGUGGAGGUUAUGGAUCGGUUUCGUCGACGUCGACGUCGACGGGAGAGUUGAAGGUGCCGGGGAGGGAUUCGAGGGCGUUUUUGACCAAUGGUAGUUUGGGAGUGAGGCAUAGCAUCGCCACUGGGAAUUAG
Molecule: messenger RNA, 3927 nt
Organism: Fusarium sp. VM40
Lineage: Eukaryota; Fungi; Ascomycota; Sordariomycetes; Hypocreales; Nectriaceae
Source: the annotation of a GenBank genome assembly